Messenger RNA from Erigeron canadensis, 884 nucleotides. RefSeq names its product chaperonin-like RbcX protein 2, chloroplastic. The transcript has 5 exons. Gene Ontology annotation, molecular function: protein folding chaperone. NCBI's taxonomy places the organism in Eukaryota, Viridiplantae, Streptophyta, Magnoliopsida, Asterales, Asteraceae. The record is from RefSeq and is a predicted model, not a curated record. Gene Ontology annotation, biological process: ribulose bisphosphate carboxylase complex assembly. Bases 49 to 708 code for a protein of 219 amino acids.
GAAUCUAGCUGUAUAUAUCUCUAAUUGUUCUUUAUAGGGAUUGGAGCUAUGGCUAUGGCUGCAAAUUCAACUUCAUGCCCAUGUUCUAGCUUAUUUACGGAGAUGAAAUGUAGUCCAAAAAUGAGGGAAAACAGGGCAUACAAGAAUCUUCUGUGCAUUAGAAAACUGAAGUCCAUGAAUAUGAAAUCACAUUCAAAUCUGAGUAGUUCUUUAUUGGAUAAUGAAUGGUAUGCAAGACUGUUCUAUUUAUCCUCCAGGAAUCACCGGCAGAAAAUUUUUCAAAACACAAUUGUUAGCGAGCUUGGUGGGCAGUAUGAAGAGGUCUUCAACGACGUUAAAUUGGAAUUACGCAAUUGUUUCACCAAGAAAGCAGUCAGAACUGUUCUUUAUCAACUCUAUGAGAUGAAUCCUCCUCAAUAUAUCUGGCUACACAAGCAAUUUUGUUUGAUAUCAGGUGUCUUGAUUUGCAGUUUCAUUGCUGAAAAUGAUCCUGCAGACGGGAAGGUUUUUCUUCGGAAUCUUGCAAAGGAAUAUCAUGACCUUGCGGAAAGAGUGAUGAUCACACGUCUUCACCUGUACGCAAAAUGGAUCAAGCAAUGUGACCAUGCUGAAAUAUACAAGGAAAUUUCGGAUGAGAACUUGGAGUUGAUGAGGGAAAGACUCAUGGAAACUAUCGUAUGGCCUACCGACGACAAAAAUACAGAAUGAAUGAAUGGUUUGCAUGGACUCGGGUUUUUUUUACAUGUACUUCCAUUCAAGAAAAAAGUUCAUAUUGUAGGUGUUAAAUUAGAAACUUAUGAUAAUCGAUCGUCUGCAAAACUACAAUGUAAUUUGAAGUUGAAAUGGGAAAGCAUAUGAGAAGUUAAAGUAAUGAUUUUUUAAUA